Molecule: messenger RNA, 5099 nt
Organism: Conger conger (European conger)
Lineage: Eukaryota; Metazoa; Chordata; Actinopteri; Anguilliformes; Congridae
Product: ATP-binding cassette sub-family B member 6-like
Exons: 20
Coding region: 228-2771 (847 amino acids)
Biological process (GO): heme transport; transmembrane transport
Cellular component (GO): membrane
Molecular function (GO): ATP binding; ABC-type heme transporter activity; ATP hydrolysis activity
Source: RefSeq, a predicted model, not a curated record
GAUGGCGCCCCGCACACGGUGAAACUAAAAGACACAGAACAUAGCUUACUCGUUCUGCAAGAUAUUCAUGUUUACAUUUUCCUCCUUUCAUUUUCAAAAAUUGGUUCAAAUCGACGUGUUAUUUUCUUUUUAAGAGGCGGUCUACUGUCGUUGCGGACACCUUCACUGAACCAGCUACUUAACUUAUUUCUUGACAAGUGUGUAGUGUGUGUGUGUCCUUCCCAGGUAUGGCGGUCCUGGGCAGCUACUGUGCGGACGGCGGCUCGAUGAGCCAGGCCUGGCUGGAGGACGGGCUCUCCCCCUGCUUCUACUUCACCCUGGUGCCCAGCGUGCUGCUCACGCUCUCCCUGUUCUUCGGCGCCUUCCACUGCGUGUGCUACCGGCGCUACGGCGCGCCCAUGGAGCCCAAGUUCGUGCCGCGGUCGCGCCUGUACGGGCUGCAGCUGGCCGCGUCGGCGCUGAUGCUGCUGCAGGCGGCGGGCUUCGUGGCGUGGCGGGGCGCCCGCGGCGGCGUGCUCCCCGGGUUCGCGCUCCUGUACGGGCUGCUCUCGGCGCUGGGCUGGGCCUGCGCCCUGGCGCUGCUGCGGACGGAGCGGCGCCGGGUGGUGGUGCGCGACCGCACGCGCGGCCACAGCGCCGUCCUGCUGAUGUUCUGGGCCGCGGCGUUCGCCGCCGAGAACCUGGCCUUCGUCUCCUGGGCCAGCCCCCUCUGGUGGUGGGGCCUGGAGACCACGGAAAAGCAGGUGGACUUCGGACUCUGGCUGGUCCGUUACAUUGGCACAGGGACCCUCUUCGUCAUUGGUCUGAAGGCUCCGGGGUUGCCACGGAGACCGUACAUGCUCCUGAUCAACGAAGACGAGCGCGAUGUGGAGAACGGGCAGCCUCUGUUGGCGGGGGCUGAAUCGCAGUCCACCUGGCAGGACUUUGGGAAGAAGGUCCGGUUGCUGGUUCCGUACAUGUGGCCCAAGGGCAACGUGCUUCUCCAGGGCCUGGUUCUGCUCUGCCUGUGCCUCCUGGCCACCGAGAGGGUCAUCAACGUGUUCGUGCCGAUCUACAACAAGAACAUCGUGAACGAGCUGUCAGACGGAAGUAGCUGGAAGACCCUGGCCACCACCGUGUGUCUGUACGUGUUUCUCAAGUUCCUGCAGGGCGGUGGAGCAGGUGCGUCGGGGUUCGUCAGUAACUUGCGGUCCUUCCUGUGGAUCAGGGUCCAGCAGCACACCAACCGCGUGGUCCAGGUGCGGCUCUUCGGCCACCUGCACGCGCUGUCGCUACGCUGGCACCUGGGGAGACGCACGGGCGACGUCCUCCGCAGCAUCGACCGCGGGACGUCCUCCAUCAACAGCCUGCUCAGUUAUAUCGUGUUCAGCAUCUUCCCCACCAUCGCUGACAUCGUCAUCGCCAUUGUGUUCUUCAUCUCGAACUUCAACGCCUGGUUCGGCCUCAUCAUCUUCAUCUGCAUGUUCCUCUACCUCACUCUCACUAUCGUCAUCACGGAAUGGAGGACCAAGUACCGGCGCGAAAUGAACACUCAGGACAACAACGCCAAGUCCAAGGCCGUGGACUCCCUGCUGAACUUUGAGACGGUGAAAUAUUACAAUGCAGAGAACUAUGAAGUGAACCGCUUUCAGGAUGCCAUACUCAAGUACCAGUCGGCUGAGUGGAAGACCAACGCCUCCUUGGCCUUCCUGAACCAGACUCAGAACCUGAUCAUCGGGACGGGCCUCCUGGCUGGGUCUCUGCUCUGCGCCUACUUCGUCACGGAGAAUAAAUUUCGGGUGGGUGACUAUGUUCUUUUUGGGACUUACAUCAUCCAGUUGUACACCCCUCUGAACUGGUUUGGUACCUACUACAGAAUGAUCCAGAACUCCUUCAUUGACAUGGAGAGUAUGUUUAAGCUCUUUACAGAGGAGCAAGAGGUGAACGACGACGUCAACGCCGGGAACCUCCUGUUCAAACUGGGGAAGGUGGAGUUUGAGAACGUGCAUUUCAGCUACACCGAGGGGAACGAGAUUCUACGGGACGUAUCCUUUACCGUAAUGCCUGGUCAGACGGUGGCUCUGGUCGGCCAAUCGGGAUCGGGCAAAAGCACCAUUAUCCGACUGCUCUUCCGUUUCUAUGACGUCCAGGGGGGGUGCAUCCGCAUCGACGGGCAGGACAUCUCGAAGGUGAAACAGAUGUCUCUCCGGGCGCACAUCGGCGUGGUCCCCCAGGACACGGUCCUCUUCAACGACACGAUCCGUGACAACAUCCGCUACGGACGCGUCUCCGCCUCCGACCAGGAGGUGGAGGAGGCCGCGCUCGCCGCAGACAUCCACGACAAGAUCCAGGCCUUCCCCGACGGCUACGACACGCAGGUGGGGGAGCGGGGUCUGAAGCUGAGCGGGGGGGAGAAGCAGAGGGUGGCCAUCGCCCGCACCAUCCUCAAAGCCCCGCAGAUCAUCCUGCUGGACGAGGCCACCUCCGCCCUGGACACCCAGACGGAGCGCAAUAUCCAGGCCAGCCUCACCAAGGUGUGCUCCAACAGGACCACCAUCGUGGUGGCACACAGGCUUUCCACUAUAAUCGGGGCUGACCAGAUCCUGGUUCUGAAGGAUGGCCAGAUCGCUGAACGGGGACGGCACGAGGAGCUGAUGGAUAAGGGAGGACUCUACUCCGACAUGUGGCUCAAGCAGCAGCAGGCCGCUGAGUCUGACUCCGCCUCCGACACGGAGACCAAGGAUCGGCAGACGGAGAAGCUGCAGCCAAUCACAGGCCACAGGGGUCACUGAGAGCCAAUGAGUGGCAGGUGGAGGCGGAGUAAGGGCGAGCGGGGUUUAGCCCGUGUAUAUUUUGUACGGAUAAGGCGUCUGCUCGGACGAGACAUUUUGACUGUUUGAAUUUCGAACCGUGUCACCUGCUUUAAUAGAUAUUUUAUUGUAUAUUUAUUGGGUAUUUUUAUACUUUAAUUUGAAACGCGCUGUAGUGGCCUUUUUCUAAGUGUAUAAAUUGUAUAUACAAUCAGUUUAGAAUCUUUCCUUGUUACUUCCUCUUGGGAUCACUCAAAAGUAAUUAAUGCAUUACUUUAAAUACAAACCAGGCUUUUGUUCUGAAAUACAGGUCUGUGAUCCGGAACAACAGUGUUGGGAAAAGAUGUAGCUUUAUUUUUUGGGGGGUUUUAGGAGAAGAAAGAAGUUAAGGUAGUGUACAUAUGUAAGUCUCUGGAAUCAUAUUCUUUUGUCUGUGCUGGUCUCCUAUGAUUCUGGGCCGAAGCACUGCACACUAAAAGCACAAUCAGAAAUAUUUAAUUUUAAUUUCUUUAAUUAUGCCUUCUAUUCCUAGUUGAAAUGGACAAAAUGAUAUGAGAAAAAAUAAUUCGUUAAUUAUUUGGGUUUUGUGCUUUCUACUGAAGCUGAGAAUCAGUCCGCAUUCUAUACCUCAACAAAUCAUUUACAUUGGGUUUCCUACUUCUGCUUGUGGUCGUGUGGUCUGUGAUGCGUUUCUGGGAUGCGUUGCACUGCAGCUGAAUCAUCCAUCCAUCCUUUAUCUUAACCCGCUUAUCCUGAACAGGGUCGCAGGGGGGCUGGAGCAUAUCCCAGCAUACAUUGGGCGAAAGGCAGGAAUACACCCUGGACAGGUCGCCAGUCCAUCGCAGGGCACACACGCCAUUCACUCACACACUCAUGCCUACGGGCAAUUUAGACUCUCCAAUCAGCCUAACCUGCAUGUCUUUGGACUGUGGGAGGAAACCCACGCAAACACGGGGAGAACAUGCAAACUCCGCACAGAGAGGCCCCGGCCGACCGGGACCUCCUUGCUGUGAGGCGGCAGUGCUACCCACGGCACCAUCCGUGCCACCCAGCUGAAUCAUUGGCUGAGCUAUUCUAGGUCACUUACCUUUAGGAAUUUAAGAAUGAUUUUAAGUGAAAAAUGUAAAUAAUAAAUUCCACCUGAAAGUCUCAUUCUCUGUGAGAUUAACAAAUAUUUAAAUAUUAUAGUGAACACAACAUUGCAGUAUGUUGAAGUGGAGGGAGAGAGUUUGAUGAUCUGUGUAUAGAGUUGUACGUACAGUGUGUGUGUGUGUGUGUGUGUGUGUGCGUGUGUGCGCGCAUGUCUGUGUGUGUACAGUACGUGUGUGUGUGUACAGUAUGUGUGUGUGUGUAUGUAGAGUAUGUAUGUGUGUGUGUGUGUGUGUAUGUACAGUACGUGUGUGUGUACAGUAUGUAUGUGUGUGUGUGUGUGUGUGUGUGUGUGUGUGUACAGUACGUGUGUGUGUGUGAGUGUGUGUGUGCGCGCGCCUUGCAGUACUAAGUCAGCAUUGGGAGUGCACAUGUAAGUAAUGAUGUCUCCUCUGCUGAAAUAGGUCCAAAGGGAAUAUAAGAAGGGAAAAUGAACAGUGGUUCUUUCAUCCAUUCAGAACAGCACUUAUCGUUUACCAUUUAGGACGCUUCUCAAGAUACUGCAAUAUAUUGUAAAUGGAUUUUUUGGAUAUAUCCCAACAGUGUAUUUAAAAAACUAAAUGUUGCACAAUAUCUGGAAAUGUGGCAAUAGUUUGUAUAUCUGCUCCUAUAUCGGGAAGUGUUGCACUAUCUUUUCAGAUUUUGAUUAUGUAUUCAUUUUCAGUACAUUGCAAUAUAUUCUGUUGUGUUCAAUAUAUUUUGUUUUCGGGUCCCAAUGAUGAUUUUUAAUUACUGGUGGUGUUUUGAGUAUUUGUUCAAACUGACUAAGGGAAUGCUAGUGCUUGUGUAAUGCUUAAUUAAAGGUGAUUCGCUGGGGGCAAGUGGCCAGUAAAUAAAGCGUGCCUCUGAUUUUCAAAAUGGCAACGGCAGACACACUUUAUUUCUUAUGAUCUAUUGACAUAACGGUCAUUAUUCUGCCCUGAUAAAAAUGAAUGUUUCUGGGUUGUGAUAGGUUGUUAACCUUGAGAGGGGUCAUAUUUGGAAUUUGAUUGCUCGUGGUCAUUUAAGUUUGCAUGUAUAUAUGAAGUGGAACCAUUUGCUAGGUUAUUGUAUUUCUCUGAAAAGGUUUAAGUUGAUUGACACACUUUGAACUACUUUCCAGACCAUGUCAAUGUAAUUGGUUUUAUUUAUUUACAAUAAAUAAGUAUGUUGUUUUGAAAA